ACCGCCGCGUCCUUGCCCGGGGAGGGAGACCAAGCGGGCGGCGCGGGGGCCGACGGGGCCGCGGGGCGGCCGCACCGGAAGUGCCCCGAGCGGCCGAGGAAGCGCCGCGGCUGCGCGCAGCAGGCCGAGGCGGAGGGAAGGGCCUUCGCUGCCGGCCGGGCUGAGGGAGCUCCCUGCGGGUCCGGCCCUCGCACCGAGACGCAGCGCGACCCCGGCCGGCGGCGCCUCCCGGAGAAAAGGACCUCGCCAGGGCGAGGAGGGGGAGGAGAAGGAGGUGAAGGAGUCGCGCCGAGGCCGACGGCGAGCGCGGCGGCCCGCAGACUUGGGCCGCGUCCCUGCGCCCACAUGGCCUCCGGAGUGGGCGCGGCCUUGGAGGAGCUGCCUCCCGACGGCACGUGUGAUGAGUGCGAGCCCGACGAGGCCCCGGGCGCCGAGGAGGUGUGUCGCGAAUGCGGCUUCUGCUUCUGCCGCCGCCACGCCGAGGCGCACAGGCAGAAGUUCCUGAGCCACCACCUGGCCGACUACGUCCAUGGCGCCCAGGUCUGGGCCUCGGGAGCCCCCGGGGAAGGGGAGGCGGAGGCCAAGGACGAGCAGGACAAGGAGUUAGAGAGCGAGACGGAGGAAGGCAGCGAGACGGAGGAGAGCGAGACGGAGGAGGAGGAGGAGGAAGAGGAGGAAGAGGAAGAGGAGAGCGAGGAGGAGAGCGACGAGGAAAUGGAAGACGAACAAGAGAGUGAGGCGGAGGGGGACAACCAGGAAGAGGGGGAGUCGGAGGCGGAGGGGGAAACCGAGGCAGAGAGCGAGUUUGACCCCGAAAUAGAAAUGGAAGCCGAGAGGGUGGCCAAGAGGAAGUGUCCCGACCACGGGCUCGACUUGAGUACCUACUGCCAGGAGGACAGGCGGCUCAUCUGUGUCCUGUGCCCUGUCAUCGGGGCCCACCGGGGCCACCAGCUGUCCACCCUAGAUGAAGCCUUCGAGGAGCUGAGAAGCAAAGACUCAGGUGGACUGAAGGCGGCUAUGAUAGAGUUGGUGGAAAGGUUGAAGUUCAAGAGCUCAGACCCUAAAGUAACUCGGGACCAGAUGAAGGUGUUUAUACAGCAGGAAUUUAAGAAGGUUCAGAAGGUUAUUGCUGAUGAGGAGCAGAAAGCCCUUCAUCUAGUGGACAUCCAAGAAGCAAUGGCCACAGCUCAUGUGACUGAGAUACUGGCCGACAUCCAAUCCCACAUGGAUAGAUUAAUGACUCAGAUGGCCCAGGCCAAGGAGCAACUCAAUACCUCUAAUGAAUCAGCCGAGCCAAAGGCAGAGGGUGACGAGGAAGGACCCAGUGGUGCCAGUGAAGAAGAGGAUACAUGAAGGCUUGCCCUUCCCAGAGGAAACCCAUCCCCGCCCCGUGUGCAUGUGACAGAGUGUGUAACGGCUUCUGAUUUCUGUGAAAGCUGCCCAGCAAUGUACUGCUCACCACUUCUGUCCCCGGAUCCACAGCAGGCAUGUUGCUCUUGGAGGGAUGUCAGCUUUGUGCUUGUCAACUGUGUGCUUCUCAUUCUCAUUGUGGUCACUCAAGCAAGAGCCCCUUUGAUCAGUUGGGAGCAAUGAACAGGGUCCGUCGGUGCUUUGAAAUGACUUGGGAAAGCCUGCCCCUGCAGUGUCGUAUAGCCAAAUAACUUUAUUAGGCAGGAUUUGAAAUAAUCAUGAACUGAGAAUUGUUCCCUACCUGCUAACAAAAACCCUCCGUGUUGUUCGCAGUGAAGCAUGCGGAGGGCGGAGGAGGAUGCGGUGCCUCCUAGAGAGAAUCUCUGCAAAUGCAGGUCUGUGUUUGGAAAAAUCUGGUACCAGGAAUGCUGACAGAUGGCUUGAAUGAUAGGGUUGGAGAAAGAGUUAAACAUUAGAAAGAUACUGAUAUUUUUAGUACAUGGGGUUAUCCAGGACUUCAGAUUCAUAAUUCAGUGCUUUGGAAAUGAAAAAAUGAUUGAAGAGGUGGAAGGGAAAUGACCUUGUGGGGAGUAGGAGGGAGAAGACCAAAGAAAUCUGAUUAAAGGUUGAAAUCAGUA
Molecule: messenger RNA, 2048 nt
Organism: Ochotona princeps (American pika)
Lineage: Eukaryota; Metazoa; Chordata; Mammalia; Lagomorpha; Ochotonidae
Gene: TRIM44
Product: tripartite motif containing 44
Exons: 5
Coding region: 346-1353 (335 amino acids)
Molecular function (GO): zinc ion binding
Source: RefSeq, a predicted model, not a curated record